This is a messenger RNA of Mycena citricolor, 2856 nucleotides long. Lineage: Eukaryota; Fungi; Basidiomycota; Agaricomycetes; Agaricales; Mycenaceae. The record is from the annotation of a GenBank genome assembly.
GAACGAUCACGUGUGAUUCGAAGCGAGCCGACUUCUCCCUCCGAGCGAUCGUACCGAACUCACCUGCAGGCGGUGAUUCCGCCCUCUCGUUGCACUGUUCCUGCGGGUGUGUAAAGCGGUCGUUGUUCUGCCGGUUCUCUCGCGGCGCAUGCGCAGUAUUCUCCUCCAGCUUAUCGCAGGCGACACGCAAAAGAUCGCUUCCUAAACUCUUGCUCGGUAACGAGAAAUGAGCCUCCGCACCACCGGAGAAGACAACUCGGCUUGGUCACGGGCGUUCGCAGUAAGGCACACCGGAAGACCUACGCUCUUUUGGUUACGGUCAAUUCGAGAUGAGCAAACCAGUCGCGUUCAUCACUGGAUGUUCCAACGGCGGGAUCGGGGCGGCAUUCUGUAGAGAUUUGCUAGCGAAAGGAUACAUCGUCUACGCCACCGCGCGCUCUGUGCAGGCCAUGUCCGACCUGGAGCACGAGAAUGCACACAAGCUCGUGGUGGACGUCACGAAUGACGCUUCCGUCGUGAAGGCUAUCGGCACCGUGUACACUGAGACGGAGGGAAUAGACCUACUCAUCUCGAACGCCGGGUUCGGGCAUGUUGGACCGCUGCUGGAUAUUCCGCUCGAAGAGGGGAUGAGCGUGAUGCAGACAAACUUCUUCGGGUUGGUGCGUCUGGUCAACAAUGUCGUGCCGCGCAUGGCGCGGCGCGGGCACGGGACGGUCGUCGCCGUCGGCUCGAUCCUCGGAGAACUCCCUGCGCCGUUCCUGGGCUUCUACAACGCGAGCAAGGCCGCACUGCGAUCUUACACCGAGAUGCUUCAGAUGGAGUGCAAGCCUCUGAAGGUCAAGGUGGUGCUCGUCGCACCGGGCUCGAUACGCAGCAACAUUGUGGGGAAAUUAGCAUACACUUUGCCCGAGGACUCGCUCUACAAGUCGUUCGAGAGGCAGAUCAAGCGUGUCAUGUACCAGAGCCAGACGGCCGCCUAUGGGGUGAUGGACACCGACCGGUUUGCUAGUGUCAUCAUCGGCAAUGUUACCUCCGCGAACCCGUCGCCCUACAUUUCGAUCGGGGGGUUCUCGACACGAACAUGGCUGCUGCAAUGGUUGAAACGUACUUGGGCGCUGGACCUGCUCUGGAACAUCACCCAACGCUCAUAGUCGUGAUUCCACAUGGGCCGUAGAUUUUAAAUUUCGAUACCGGCGAUGUUAUCAUGUUGUUGACUGAGUCGUUAUACCAGACGGCAGUGAAGGCUGCUUUCACGGCCGCUGAUUUGUUCCUUUUUCUCACAGAAAUGCAGUUCGCCAAGAUCAUGAUGAUGAUCUACUACCCGCAGCUCCCUCCUUACGGCCCAAGCUGGCCUCUUCCACCAGCUCAUGAGAUCGAGUCCGCGCUUUAUUUUCUGGAUUCACUAUCACAAACAGUUUCUGCUCGAAGCUGAGCUUUCACCUCUUUGUUUUUGUGCCGCACCUAGCUUUCACAUGAUAGGUUAUCAGUAGUGUAAUGUAGAAUCCUUGCCUUAUUCGGCCUAUCUGUUGAAAAAGCGCGGUGGGCGACCUUUUUUUCUUCGCCCGUCAUUUUUUUCCACAGGCCUUGCGACCAACUGAUAUGCUGCAUACCAGCACAUCCCCCGCAUAAAUGAGUAAUCUACAGCAGAUGUAGGAUUCAUCAAACUACUUGGGUUCCGCCUUGACAGAAUUCCAAAUCAAGUCCAGUGCCCAGGUGCGCUUCACCCACUGGAGGAGCCACGCCUUGGUCGUGAAUCCGCCGAUCGAGAUGUAGGGCGACGGGCUCGCGGAGGUCACGUCACCGAUGAUGGCGUUGGCGAACUGGUCGGUGUCCAUGACCCCGUACUCGGCCGUCUGGCUCAGGUACAUGACGCGCUGGAUCUGCUUCUCGAAAGCCUUGUAGAACGAGUCCUCGGGGACCGUAUACGCUGAUUUCUGUGUCCGUUUCAGCUUGCACAGUAUCGUAUGCGGGAAGGCGGGGCCACGCGCACCGCGGCAAUGUUGCUCCGGAUGGAUCCUGGUGCGACGAGCACCACCUUGACUUUCAGAGGUUUACACUCCAUCUGGAGCGUCUCCGUGUACGACCGCAGCGCAGCCUUGCUCGCGUUGUAGAAACCUUCGAACGGCAUGGGGAGCUCGCCGAGGAUCGAGCUGAUAGCGACGACCGUCCCGUGCCCGCGGCGCGCCAUACGCGGGACGACGUUCUUGACGAGGCGCACGAAGCCGAAGAAAUUCGUCUGCAUCACGCGCAUGCCCUCCUCAAACGGCGUGUCCAACAGCGGUCCUGUUUUCGUCUCAGUUGGCCAACGGCGGCCGCCAUCGGACAUUACACACGCGAUUGCGUGCCUGCUCACCGAUAUGCGCGAAGCCGGCGUUCGAGAUGAGCAGGUCGAUGCCCUCCGUCUCGGCGUACACGGUGUCGAUAGCCUUCACGACGGAAGCGUCAUUCGUGACGUCCACCACGAGCUUGUGUGCAUUCUCGUGCUCCAGGUCGGACAUGGCCUGCACAGAGCGCGCGGUGGCGUAGACGAUGUACCCUUUUGCGAGCAACUUUCUGCAGCUGGGUAUCUCCAAUCAGCCGCGCAGCGUAGAGAAGGACGAUGGGAGAGAGACGUUCAGGCCGACGGUUACAACGAGUUCAAUCUCGACGAGCGGCUUCCCGCGCAGUCGAUCGUCGCUUGUCACGAAGUAAUCGCUCAGUCAUGCAUGCACAAUGACCAUCACCCGCCAAGAUCGUCUUCCAGUGGCUACAUCCUUGCCCCCGCUAGAACAGCGCAAGCGGAGCGGGAGGGUUGCACCUCGCAAGAGAGCGGGCUCAGUCGGCGAAUCGAGAUCGGGACCAGAAGUGGCGCGUGAG